This is a messenger RNA of Orbilia oligospora ATCC 24927, 1092 nucleotides long. RefSeq lists its product as uncharacterized. The record is from RefSeq and is a predicted model, not a curated record. Gene Ontology annotation, molecular function: protein binding. Lineage: Eukaryota; Fungi; Ascomycota; Orbiliomycetes; Orbiliales; Orbiliaceae. Gene Ontology annotation, cellular component: cytosol; peroxisomal matrix. Gene Ontology annotation, biological process: protein import into peroxisome matrix. The coding region runs from base 1 to 1092 and encodes 363 amino acids. The transcript has 4 exons.
AUGUUCUCCUUCCGAACUCAAGGCUACAACGGCUACAAUCUCAAAUACUCCCCUUUCCACGACUCCCGCCUUGCCGUUGCUUCAUCCGCGAACUUCGGACUUGUAGGCAAUGGGCGUCUCUUUGUCCUUGGUUUAACCGCAAACGGCAUCGUUGCCGAAAAGACAUUCGAUACUCAGGACGGUCUGUUCGAUCUAGCAUGGAGCGAGGUUCACGAAAACCAACUUGUUGUCGCAUCGGGUGAUGGAAGCUUGAAGCUAUUCGAUGUUGGGUUAAAUGAAUUCCCGAUACAAUCGUGGCAGGAGCAUAAGCGGGAGGUAUUCUCCGUGCAUUGGAAUUUGGUUGAUAAGACUACUUUCGCGAGUAGUUCGUGGGAUGGGACUGUCAAAAUUUGGUCUCCGACGUCGCCGACAUCGCUGAGUACUCUCCCAACAAAUAGCUGUACAUACUCCACCGCCUGGUCACCACAUUCUGCCACGCUAUUAUCAGCCGUUUCCUCCGACUCCCAUCUACGAGUGUUCGACACCCGUCUACCGCCGCCACAUGUUGUGCAUCAAAUAGCCGUACAUGCCCCUCCACCUGGUGGAUACCCAGUUGAACUUAUCGCGACAAUGGGACCGGGUAUGGGGAAUCCACGAAUCGAUCAGCCGUCUGAAAUCCUCACACACGAUUGGAACAAAUAUCGGCCGGGAAUUAUUGCCACAGCUGGUGUAGAUAAAUUGAUCAGAACAUGGGAUUUAAGAAAUCCCAGGGCACCGCUGAGUAUUCUUAGCGGACAUAACUACGCCGUUCGACGGAUUGCAUACUCACCCCACCUUCCCGACACCCUCCUCUCAGCCUCCUACGACAUGACAUGUCGAGUCUGGAACGACGGUUACAACCAGAGCGCCCACCCACCACAGCCACCAGCCUCGCCACCAUCACUUCCCACAGACGGGCAGACAAGCCUAGGACAAUGUUUAGGAGUCAUGGACCGACACUCUGAGUUUGUGGUUGGUAUCGAUUGGUGCAUGUUUGGUGCUGAAGGGUGGGCUGGAAGUGUUGGUUGGGAUGAGAUGAUAUGGGUAUGGGAUGCCAGGGCUGUUAUGCAGUAG